Molecule: messenger RNA, 1008 nt
Organism: Musa acuminata AAA Group (dessert banana)
Lineage: Eukaryota; Viridiplantae; Streptophyta; Magnoliopsida; Zingiberales; Musaceae
Product: probable CCR4-associated factor 1 homolog 11
Exons: 2
Coding region: 1-1008 (335 amino acids)
Cellular component (GO): CCR4-NOT core complex; P-body; CCR4-NOT complex
Molecular function (GO): poly(A)-specific ribonuclease activity; nucleic acid binding
Source: RefSeq, a predicted model, not a curated record
AUGGCCAUCAACGUGGGGAAGGCAAACCUUGUGGAGCACUUGGAGCUCAUCCUCAGUCUCCGUGGCUCCUACCCGAUAGUGGCAAUCGAUACGGAGUUCCCGGGGUUCAUUCGCGACACCCCUCGCAAUGCCACCGAAGAAGAAAGAUACAAUGACGUGAAGCACAACGUGGAUAACAUGCACCUGAUCCAGCUUGGCGUCGCCUUGUUCGACGAAGGCGGCAACACCCCCUGGCCGGGGUGCUGUUGGCAGUUCAAUUUUUCGGAUUUCGAUCCCGAUGUGGAUGCUUCCUCUCCCGACUCCAUCGAGUUGUUGGCACAGAGCGGGCACGACUUCCAGCAAUACCGACGACACGGCAUCGACGCGCGGCGGUGCGCCUAUCUGGUAUGCGUGAAGCUCUUCUGCCAACCCUACAGCUCCAAGUAUGUUACGUUUCAUGGACUCUACGACGUGGCAUUUGUGAUAAAGAUGAUCACCCGAGCCCCACUGCCCAACACCUUGAACGAGUUCUCUGAUUUGGUGAGGACCAUCUUCGGCCAGAUUUAUGAUCUCAAAUAUAUAUCUCGAUUUUGUGGAGGACUGCGUCGGGGAGAGAUUGGUUUGGUGGGACUAUCAAGGUUAUUGAACUUUGAACCCGUAGGGAUCCGUCACCAAGCAGCAUAUGACAGUCUACUAAUUGGGGCACUCUUCAACGAAAUGAAGCAACGAAGGCAUAACGUAGAGGACGACAGAUCUGCAUCGGUCCUCUAUGGUAUAGAGAAUAGAUGCGUCGAGAACAGGAGGACUCGAAGGAUUGACCGCAGAGGGCAAGAGCAGAUCGCUGCUACUGUUGCGAUUGCUGUUGCUGUGAGGGCACAGGCGUUCCCUUCAUUCUCCAUAAAUCCGCCCUUCGUUCUCCUUAAGUCCACCGACUAUUGGCAGAUCAACGAAGACAGCGAAGGCUACCACGGUGAGGAAGAUGAGGAUUGGCCGUGGAGCCUCUUAGGAAUAUGGCUGCAGCGGCGUUAG